Molecule: messenger RNA, 758 nt
Organism: Suillus fuscotomentosus
Lineage: Eukaryota; Fungi; Basidiomycota; Agaricomycetes; Boletales; Suillaceae
Exons: 2
Coding region: 116-502 (128 amino acids)
Source: RefSeq, a predicted model, not a curated record
UUUGGAAGGUAAUGUCUUAUUCCAUGCGAGAUUGCCAACAGACCUUGCUCCUUAGGGUAGAUCGUAGGUGGCGAUCUUCAGAUUGAUUUGAUCCCAUACCACAUCCUCACAAAAAAUGCGUCUCUCCUUUGUCCUCGCCACUGUUGUUGCGUUGACUACAUCGAUAUCUGUCGACGGUGCUGACAAUGAGAACUGUCCUUUUUGGUGCAGACAUACUAGAGAAUGCAGAGAGUGCGAAUUUGCAAAGCAGUGCGUGAGUAUGAGUGGUUUGUGUCCUGGAUCUAUCUACAUAACUUACCGACAUGGUAGAUCAUCUUUGUAUGCGACAGUUGGUGAACAGGUAGCUGGAUUAUAUGCAGAUCGUACAGAGCCGGUUUUAUAUGGGCUUGCUUCGCGAACUAGAAUUGGGAAGGGAGGGGACGGGAUAAUUACCAUAGAUAAAUCUGGGUGUGAUGUAGACAGACUGUCGAGCCACCAUGUAAUUUCAUCAAAUGGGCUUUGAAAGAGCGGGACGCCCUGCGACCUGGUGCUUAUUUCGAGUUGAAGCAUUGCGACACAGUGGCACACAGUGUGAAUGGCAGAAUUGGACUAUAUACUAUAAAAAGCCGCAUUUAUCAGUAACAAUUCAUAUGAGACGCGCGCACCAUGCACGGUAGUGUGUAUGUUCUAUCUGUAUUCCUAUCGCCCUCUCCCGUUACUGAGCAGAAUGCAAAGGAAGCUAUUUUGACGCGGCAUGUAUGUGACGCAGGUGUGACAAG